AAUUAUUCCCCUUUGUUGUACACUCUUCCUUUAAAAACACCAGAUUUGUGGUUAUUGGUACCGGAAGUGAGGGUUGCGCGCAUUAUUUGGAAAUGUGAGAAUUUCAGUUGCCUCUGCAACUUCUUCAGUUGUCUGUGUGAUGGCUGUCAAACUAAACACCUGCCAAGAGGCUGCAAUCUUUGAAGAUGAACGAGAAGGUAAAAUCAGAGAAGUUGGUAAUCAAGCUGUUUGGUCACUUUCAUCCUGUAAACCAGGGUUUGGUGUUGAACAGUUACGAGAUGAAGAUUUUGACACCUAUUGGCAAUCAGAUGGUCCACAACCUCACUUGGUGAAUGUACAAUUCCGACGGAAAACAAUUAUUCAAGAUAUAUGUCUUUAUACAAAUUACAAAGCAGAUGAGAGCUACACACCCAACAGAAUCUCAAUUCGUGCAGGAAAUAAUUUCCACGAUUUAGUCGAACUUGAGCAAGUGGAACUAAUCGAACCAGUUGGUUGGGUUAGGAUUCCUCUCAAAGAUUCAAAUGACAAACAUAUACGAACUUUUAUGAUUCAACUUGCAGUUCUUUCCAAUCAUCAGAAUGGCCGGGAUACUCACAUACGUCGCAUCAAGGUCAGAUCUCCAGUUAUGGACACUUCAAUUCAUCCAGCACCAAAAUUCACCAGUUCUGAAAUGAUGCAGUAUGCUUAUUUUAAAUAAUGGACAUAGAAGUAGAUUCAGGAUUUUGAAAAUAAAAUAAGAAAAUUAAAAGGCAAAAAAUGUAGAUAAAAAUGAACUUACACAUUUCAUAAUUAAAUUUUGUUUUUUUAUAAUAA
Octopus sinensis (East Asian common octopus) is the source of this 813-nucleotide messenger RNA. RefSeq names its product anaphase-promoting complex subunit 10. Lineage: Eukaryota; Metazoa; Mollusca; Cephalopoda; Octopoda; Octopodidae. Gene Ontology annotation, biological process: protein K11-linked ubiquitination; anaphase-promoting complex-dependent catabolic process. The record is from RefSeq and is a predicted model, not a curated record. The coding region runs from base 140 to 697 and encodes 185 amino acids. The transcript is spliced from 4 exons. Gene Ontology annotation, cellular component: anaphase-promoting complex.